Messenger RNA from Euleptes europaea (tarantolino), 801 nucleotides. RefSeq names its product chymotrypsin-C-like. Bases 1 to 801 code for a protein of 266 amino acids. Gene Ontology annotation, molecular function: serine-type endopeptidase activity. The transcript has 8 exons. Gene Ontology annotation, biological process: proteolysis. The record is from RefSeq and is a predicted model, not a curated record. NCBI's taxonomy places the organism in Eukaryota, Metazoa, Chordata, Lepidosauria, Squamata, Sphaerodactylidae.
AUGUUCAAACUGGUCUUUUUUGCUUUAUUCCUGGCCUAUGCCCAUGGCUGCGGCAGACCCGCAUAUUUGCCGAAUACCUCUCGAGUAGUUGGAGGCGAGGAUGCUAAACCCCACAGCUGGCCAUGGCAGGUCUCCCUCCAGUACAGCAGGAACGGAGCCUGGUCCCACACUUGCGGCGGGACCCUGAUUGAGUCCAACUGGGUCUUGACGGCGGCCCACUGCAUCAGCUCCAGUCGGACCUAUCGCGUCGUCCUGGGCAAACAGAACCUCGAAGUAGAAGAGGACGGUUCCGUGGCUGUGGCUGUGGAGAAAAUUAUCGUCCACGAGAAAUGGAACUCCUUCCUGAUCCGGAACGACAUCGCUGUGAUCAAGCUUGCGGAGCACGUCCAGUUCAGUGACACGGUCCAGCCUUCCUGCCUGCCCGAAGCAGACACCAUGCUGGCCCAGGAUUACCCCUGCUACAUCACUGGAUGGGGACGCCUAUGGACCAACGGUCCCAUCUCCGACGACCUUCAGCAAGCUCUGCUGCCCGUAGUGGAUCACCAGACUUGCUCCCAACGUGACUGGUGGGGUUCGACGGUCCAGAACACAAUGGUUUGCGCGGGAGGAGAUGGUGUCGUUUCAGGGUGCAAUGGGGAUUCCGGCGGUCCCUUGAACUGCCAAAAUGCCAACUCGUGGCAAGUUCACGGCAUUGUGAGCUUUGGAUCUGGCCUGGGCUGCAACACGGCUAAGAAGCCGACUGUUUUCACGCGUGUAUCGGCUUACAUCUCUUGGAUAACGGAGAAAAUAAACCAGAACUGA